Molecule: messenger RNA, 3001 nt
Organism: Mycena citricolor
Lineage: Eukaryota; Fungi; Basidiomycota; Agaricomycetes; Agaricales; Mycenaceae
Source: the annotation of a GenBank genome assembly
AUGGAGCAUCGGCCAAUCGCCAGCGUUUUUCCAGGGCCCUCCUCCCCCCUGACCUCCGGCGAUGAGCCUAUACACAUGUUAUGUAUCUCGGAACCUAACAUCAAUAGAGACGCUAUCAUGGCGAGCAGCUUGAACGGCGUCGAACAUGACUCCGUCACAAACGGUAGACAAAGGAGACGUGCCAAAAUCCAAUUAGCGGGGAUCUACGGCGCUAUUUUUCUUGCAGGAUGGAACGAUGGCUCAAGCGGGCCGAUCAUUCCACGAAUCCAAAAGGAAUACGAUAUCGGCUUCAUUCUCGUGUCGAUGACUUUUGUCUGCGCUUGCGUGGGCUUCAUUGGUGGCGCGUUAGUCAACAUGCAUUGGGCGGAUCGUUUCGGCUUCGGCAAGAUGGUGGUUCUUGCGGUCGCGUUUGCCAUCCAGGCAUCUGCACCUCCGUAUCCUCUGUUUGCCAUCGCAUUUGCCAUCAACGGGAUAGGCAACGCUAUCCAGAAUGCGCAGGGAAACGCAUACGUUGCUAGUUUGAAGAAGGAUUCUGAGACCUAUAUGGGAUUGCUACAUGCCAGCUCAAUAGUCUUGAUAGGCGCAGGAGCAUUCUCAGCUCCGCUGGUGGCCACCCAGUUCUCUCAGAUGCCGCGAUGGUCCUUCCACUAUCUUGUGUCGAUGAGUAUCGCAGUCGCCAACCUCGCCUCGCUUGUUCUAGUCUUCCGAUUCCGAUCACUUGAUGACUGUCUGGGACUGGUCGGAGAAUCUGCUGGGGAGAAGAGCACUAGCGAUCGCAGUACUUUCCGACAGAUUCUUUCGCUAAAGAGCGUUCACUUGCUCUCGAUCUUCGCGCUGAUUUAUGCUGGUGUUGAAGUCACAAUCGGAGGUUGGAUCAUCACAUACAUCAUCGAUGUUCGCCAUGGUGGACCUUCUGCAGGCUACAUCUCGUCUGGGUUCUUCGGAGGCCUGAUGAUUGGUCGACUGGCUCUUCUUUGGGUCAACAAAGUGGUCGGAGAGAAUCGGGUUCUUUAUCUCUAUGCAUUCCUGGCAAUCGGACUCGAGCUCAUCGUUUGGUUUUUGCCCUCUCUUAUCGGCGGUGCGGUGGCCGUCAGUCUAGUCGGGGUGUUCUUGGGCCCCAUCUAUCCUAUCGUCAUGAACCGCGCUGCUCGCGCCGUUCCCCGGUGGUUGCUCUCGCCAUCCAUCGGCUGGAUUGCUGGAUUCGGGCAAACAGGUAGUGCCGCUCUUCCGUUCUUGACUGGCGUAAUCGCGUCCAAGGCUGGCAUCCGCUCUCUUCAGCCUUUGCUUAUAUCCAUGAUGGCUGUGUUCCCAGUCAUUUGGGCGAUGGUCCCCAUCUCUCGGCGCAUCGACUGAUUUCUUCGGGAGUAAUUUCUUGUGCCGUUUUAAAUCGUGUGAUAGUAUCGUAUACUCGAAAUAUCGAGCCCGUUUGCCAUAGUGUAGUCCAUGUUAGUUUCGUUGAGUGUCCAUUCUGGAAGUUGACGGUCGCGUGACAUUGGCGCGACUCUUUGGGAAUGUUUUGCCAACUUCCCGCGUCCCCCGAUCUGUUCUGUAGUUCGCACUGCGAACAAUAAUCCCUUCUCCUCUCGACCGCCCCUCGACCGCAAUGGGUACCGUGAAAACAUACUUCGACUUGACUCCCGAAGUCUUUCCCUGGCGCGAUUCACGGGCACAACAAAUCGAACAACGACGCGCUGAGCUGGGAGAUCUUCUUCUCUUCGACAUCCUAUUAACGUCUGGCGGCAUACGCGAGCCCGACACACUCUACCCGCCCCGAGACACAGAGACUUUCUACCGCCUGUUUGAAGCCAUCCAGUCUUCGCGCUAUGACGCGUUGAAGCGAGACUGCCUUGUGUAUUUCCUGCUCAAGUGGUACCAGGACGGUCGCGAGGAACGGUUCAAGUUCGACCGGUGUAUUCCCUCACAAUUCACGGCUUUGUCGGAUGCAUAUUGGAGCUUGGAUUCUGGGGUUGACGUGCCGCGCGCUGUUUCCAUCCUCUCGGACGCUCGUCUGAACACGGACUACGCCACAAAAAUUAUCCAGGCCAUCUCAUUAAUGCCGAACUCCCCAUCUUAUGUGCUCAAAUACGUGCGCACCGCCAAGCCUUCUCUGACCGAGCCUCAUGACAUCGAGUUGUACACAUUGGCUCUUGCAGAGGUCAGCCUCGUCGAGGCGUGGAGAUAUCAGCGGACCUUCAGUGAAAAACAUCCGUUCCGUCCCAGGUUACUACAGAAACUAUUGGACUGGUGUUUCACCCCCUCCGUACGAAAAAAUGCGCUUGUGCAACUGCUAGCGAUAUCCAUGUCGUCUUACGAGGACCAAGUGAUUCAGGCUUACGCUACUCCACCUUCUGAACUGCCGGCCGAGGCUCUCGAAACACUUCAAAACCUAUUAUGUGUCCGCCACAUCCAAGCCGGACGCUACGCUGAAACGAUCAAACUAGACCGCCAGUUCUCCUCGGCGUCGUCCAGCAAGUCUGCUCUGCAGAGGGAACGUGCGAAAAUGGUGCAGGACUUGUUGGCCGCCUUGCCCCAAGUUGAACGAGCGAGUCUGGAAUUGGAUUUGGAUCCUGACACGAGACCUGGACUGAUCGCAUCUCUGAGCGGUGACUUGGGGCCUGCCAAUACUCGGGAAUGGGACAUGAGCAUGUCCUGGGAGGAGAUCAUGCCUGUGGCCGCUCCGACAGCGAAGCCGGUGGUGCCAGAGACUGUCCUCUCUGCAUCCAAGCUUGGAUUGUCUCAGUCGAGGACACACCCUGUGGACAUUCCUGUUCCAGUUUUGUUCGCGACCCCCAAAGCUGCCGCGCCGAGGAAAUCGCUGAACGGAUCGACGACCGUGUUUCCGGCGUUGUUCCAAUCGGCCAGUGGGUCUGGCUCUCCGUCGGUCUUCACCUCGGCCAACCGAGUUCAAAAUGCGUUCUACAAGCCCCCGCCACUGCAGACAUCAUCGCCGAUGGUAUUCGAGCAAGUUCCAGUGCAACCGACAAGCGGAAGUGUGCCUGGA